AUGAUUCGCGACAGCUUCGCUGCCGACCUGCUGUUGGAGAAGCGUUACUAUUGUUUCCUGUGGUGUCGGGCGCAGACUCGGGCGAACCAAAGGCCGUGGAGUCGGCAGGCGGCAGAGCAGGCCCUGUCAGCCAUCCGACGUUUGCUGAACCUGUGCCGGAGGCAGGUUCCCGAGAGGGCUAUGAGGAUAUCGGGGAAGCACGGCAGCGAGGAAGUACAAGUCAUUGUCAUGCAUCCCAUGCCCGAGUUGCUCGAAUCCACGCGAGACGAUGCAAGUGUUUGGCUGGAAAAAGUGGAAGCGUUGCGCCAGGUGUCGAACUUGCACCACUCCUUUGGUCCAGCCUUACGAUGUAGAUGGAUCGCAGUGUUGACGGGUUUGCUUCGCCGGGAAACCGAUUCGGGUCACAUGGAGCAGUUGCUGGAUGCGCUUCGAUGCUUGUUUAGCAAUGUUGGGCAAGAUGAGAUCAGAACCCACUUCUGCCAAGAAGUCGCCCAGCUGGACAAUUUGCUUUUCGAUCUUCAGAUGCAAAACCAGGCCAGGUUCGAGAGGAUCAAAUUAUUUCUCCUGAGAUUUACAUGA
Messenger RNA from Symbiodinium sp. CCMP2592, 579 nucleotides. The record is from the annotation of a GenBank genome assembly. Lineage: Eukaryota; Dinophyceae; Suessiales; Symbiodiniaceae.